AUCGUCUACACAGUGAGUCAGUCGAAGGACUACAUAACUAGUACUAAAUCUCCAACGGUUUAGCCAAUUCUUAGAAGCAUUUUGUAGAACUCAUAAUUUCACGUCUCUCGAAACAGGGCAGCUCUUUCGUGGGUGUUCAGUAUUCACAGUCCUGCCAAGUCUUCUGUUCAGAGUAGCUUGGGUUAUUUGCCCGGUGCACAGCAAGACUACUGAAAAGAAUGCUGAAUUCCCUAUUGCAGCCUCGAAACAACGAAGCCUUUUUUUGUUUGUAGAGCACCUUCUCCAAGACUUUCAGACAGAGCCUUUAUUUCUAUGAUGGACGAACUGAACGAAAUAAACGGCUUAAAAGAGCACGUUAGCGAAAUAGUUGAAAAAUAUGAGCAACAAUAUGUCGCUUUGCAAGUUCUGUCGGAUUGUACGUGUGCUUCUUGAAGCAGGAAAAGUAAUUAUUUACUUGGCUGUUUGAACUGCUGGAAUCUGAGCCGUUUAUAUGAGGCUCGCUUGAGAAAGAUGACUCUGCGUAUAUUGGCGUGUCCAAUCUUGAGCCUCCAAAGUUUUGUUUAGUGUCCUUUUAAGAGACAAUAUUAUUCUCAGAUGACUCACGAGAGCUACCUGUAGAACGAUUGUGGAAGAAGACUGCAGGAAUUCCGCUGAUUUGAAAAAUAUCUUUUGGUUAUUGCUGAAAAUAUGGAGGAUUUUGUGGACAACGUAUUUGAAAUUAUGAAAUUGGAACCUAGCACUUUUCUUAUUCCGGAAGUUCGAGAAUCUAAAGCCUAUCGUCUCAUCGAUUCGUUUCGUACAACUGCCUGCCCUGGACUAUAUUUGAGAGUUAUAGUCAAAGGGAGCUCCAUAGAACAAGAGACUGAUAUUUCUACUGGUGGUUUCAAGAUUAAUAGCUGUGAAUUUAUAAUGAGAGCUCAAAGCAAGCAUGAGGAUUUGAAUGCGGCUACUAAUCUCUGGCCUUCAUCUUUGUUUAUAUUCCCGAUAUUUUAACUUCAAAAAGAAUGACUCUUAUUUGAAUUUUUAUUCACAAGUAUCUUUUGCUUGCCAAAAUGUCUUUAUUAAAAAAUCCUAUCUGAUA
This is a messenger RNA of Galdieria sulphuraria, 1081 nucleotides long. RefSeq lists its product as uncharacterized. The record is from RefSeq and is a predicted model, not a curated record. The coding region runs from base 688 to 993 and encodes 101 amino acids. Lineage: Eukaryota; Rhodophyta; Bangiophyceae; Galdieriales; Galdieriaceae. The transcript is spliced from 3 exons.